Molecule: messenger RNA, 906 nt
Organism: Prunus armeniaca (apricot)
Lineage: Eukaryota; Viridiplantae; Streptophyta; Magnoliopsida; Rosales; Rosaceae
Source: the annotation of a GenBank genome assembly
AUGGUAAAGCUUCAGCAUCAGCCUCUUUUCUCACUCACACUUCUACUUAUCUUGCUCUCCCAUUGCACCAAAAUCUUAGCUCAAGCUCCUGCUGCAGCCCCUGCUGCUGUUCCUGCUGUUCCUGCUGCUCCUGCUGCCCCAGUUGCCCCAGCUGCCCCAAUUGCCCCAGCUGCCCCAAUUGCCCCGGCUGCCCCAUCAAUUACAGGGCCAGCAGUUCCAGCACCACCAGCUGAUGCCCCUGCACCUCCAGGCCCAACCAACAUCACCAAGAUCCUUGAAAAAGCAGGUGGCUUCAAUGUCUUCAUCCGCCUUUUAAAAAGCACCCAAAUUGACAGACAGCUCUACAGCCAACUCAAUAACUCAAAUAGCCAACUCACCGUUUUAGCCCCAACUGACAGUGCCUUCUCAAGGCUCAGCACAGGCUCACUCAACUCUUUGGGCGAUGAGCAAAAAGUGCAGCUCUUACAAUUCCAUCUGAUCCCAGAUUUUCUCACAAUCCAAAACUUUCAAACUCUCAGCAAUCCAGUGAGAACCCAAGCUGGAACUGGAUUUGACUAUCCACUAAACAUUACCACAACAGGCAGUUCAGUCAAUAUUUCCACUGGCCUUGUGAACACCUCCAUUUCAGGCACUGUCUACUCUGAUAAUCAAAUUGCUAUUUACAAAGUUAACAGUGUGCUCCAGCCUUAUGGUGUUUUUGCCCCCAAGCAUCACCAACCGUCACCGGCUCCGGCACCUGCACAAGAGAAGCCUAAGGAGGAGUCUUCAUCAUCCGAUUCUGAUGACACUACUCCUGAUGUUGCUGAAGUGAAGUCUGGUGCUGUUCCUUGUCUGAUCCCCAAGAUUAAUGCCAUUGUCUCCAUUGGAGUUUCAGUGGUUGCUGCUGCAGCUAUAAGCUUUUUGUGA